Molecule: messenger RNA, 3387 nt
Organism: Trypanosoma theileri
Lineage: Eukaryota; Euglenozoa; Kinetoplastea; Trypanosomatida; Trypanosomatidae
Product: phosphatidylinositol kinase
Exons: 1
Coding region: 1-3387 (1128 amino acids)
Biological process (GO): phosphatidylinositol phosphate biosynthetic process; phosphatidylinositol-mediated signaling
Cellular component (GO): cytoplasm; membrane
Molecular function (GO): metal ion binding; 1-phosphatidylinositol 4-kinase activity
Source: RefSeq, a predicted model, not a curated record
AUGACCAAUGAAUCCCAUGACUUUGAUAUGCUUGCUGUUGAUGUUAUUUUUGGUGAUGGUACGAGGUGUUCGCUGGACUGUGCUGAUAGCGUCUAUCUUUUUCAGCUGCUCUUAAGACCAACUGUGUGCCUUUCCUUUGGCACUGCAGAAUCCGUACGGCUGCUAAAGGAAACGAUGACACUUUAUCAGAAUGAGACGAUGUCACAGCGUUCUCUUUUUUUGACUUCCAGAAAGUAUCACCAAAAAGAUGUAAAGUCAAAUUCUGCACCUUGUGAUGCUGUAGUAACGGAACCUGCGGUAUCAGCUACUAACCUCCCUACACAACAGGAGGAGAUGAAUAAGAUGCCCGAACUCUGUGCUCACAUACGUCGUCUUACAGAGAAUCGGAAAAUGUUUAUGGAAGUAUUAGAACUUGUUGCUCGACUGGAAUUGGAGAGUUUACUUCCCUUUUUCUGUACAGAAUUUGGGCGUAUUUUUGAAGAGGAGGUUAGACAAAAAUGCAAUGUUAGGUUAUCUUGUGUGCAUGAAGGGUACUCCAUUGAUUUGUUUAAAAUUGAUUCUUUCCGGAGGUGUGUGAUAGCUGCUUUUGCCUUAGAUACCACUUCUUCUUUGGUCCGAGUAGAAGAUAUACUACAACUACAGCAACAGCCGUUGAUCCAGGGAGCGGGAAUAACGGAUGAUCGAAACAACAUGGUCGUUUCCUGGGCACAGCGGUGGAGUAAACAGUUACGUGAAGACCGUUACUUCUUUCCAACCACACAAUACGUUGAUGAUUUAACACAAUCUGUUGAUCCAGGUAUAACUGUUGUAUAUGAUAAAUCUUGUUUUGAUGAGGAAUUCGCCACAGAGUUUGCACGACAUCCAUUUCAGAACCCCGCGUGGGAGGCGGAUGAAGCCGUAAAGAAGUGCCCCGUCUGUGGUGGUACCUUCGCGUCGUGGUCAACGUUUUCUUUUAAUGCGGUGCGUGCAAGUCAUUGCAGAUGUUGUGGGCGUCGUAUCUGUACACAGUGUACGGCGUGGGAGUUGGAUAGAUCCAUUGCGAGACUGAGUAAGCCUGGUGGGCCGGAGGAGGGUCGAAUGCGGCGUGUCUGUAAACACUGCUAUGAUAAAGCAGAGAGACUCAAUAUACAUGCGUUUCUUUGCGAGAUAUUUCUACGUUCUGGACUCUCACUAACUGAAAUAGCUCUCCUGAGGUCUAUUAAUGCACAAUGGAAAGGGGCCGCCGAGUUAUGCCUCAGUGACUAUCGUUCUUCACUCUACCAGAAUACUUCUUGUAAUUCUGUAGUGGCAACACAUACUUCAAGAAUGUUGGCAAAUAGUGUAAAUUCCCUUAGUGGUCACCCUGAGGCACUUCUUUUUCUCUUUAUUUCUAUUGACUGGAAUAAUGAAUCACUACUGGAGGCAGCCUACACUGCAGUUAAAACAACAGUAAUGAAUGUGACGGGCCCUUCAGAUAUGAGACACCCCGGUGCAUCUUUUUGGCGACCACACACAAGUCAUUGGCACAUGUUGUGUACACGUGCAUGUGGAUUAAUGCUACCGCAGUUCUUUGCAGUGAAGAUGCUGAAGUGUUUAGACCGUGCCCCAAUAGAUAAUACUACUGCUAAGUCUAUGCGAAUUAUGAUAACACAGUCAAUUUUGCUAGAUACGGUUGCAUCCCUUGAUCAUCGCGUCUGUGAGUCUCUAGUUCCACUCUUAUUAGAUGCAUUUGAUAUGAAGUCAUGUGAAUCCUUUGCAACGUCCGUAUUAAUGGAAAUUGCUAAACUAGAUCAAGGUUUAGCACUUGUGAUAUAUCAAGAAACUUUAACACGUUCUCAGCGUGAUAACUUAAGUUAUCAUACACUCCGGGAACACGUAAUGAUUGUAGACAAAACGAUUCGACCCCAGAAACACCAGUGGUUUAAGAAUACUCUUGCCUUUCUUAAUCUCUUGAGAACAUGGGAUCUUUACACGAAACAACUCAACGUAGCAGAUAUACGUAGAGAGUUCCAUGAACGUAUGCGUGAUGCUAAAUUAGUGACGGCAGAUGUACCAGUACCUCAGAAAUAUUUUACAGAUAGUUGUAGUCCUGUUCCUAUAGCCCCUAUGCUCUUUCCAUUUGACGUCAGUAUAUUGAUUACUCACAUAGGAAUAAAUGAAAUUAUAAAGAUGAACUCGAAUCUACAACCUCUUUUGAUUCCUCUUAUUGAUUCAGAAGGCGUUAAACAUAAAAUUCUUUUCAAAAGAGAAAAUCUUGAAAAGGAUAAAGUUAUGUGUAUUAUGUCAAGAUUUUUGCAAUGGGUACUUUACAAGCAGUUGGGCCAUGUUGUUUUGCCCACGUAUCAUGCUAUACCACUUACAUUUAAUUCUGGUAUUAUUGAGUUUGUAGAGGAUGGACAAACUGUUCAACAAGUUAUUACAAAGUACAGAGAUCAUCGGUUAUUGCAACAUCUAAUACAAUUAGAACGACGACAAAAACAAGAAAGAAAAAAGCAACAACAACAACAACAAGAAGUUAAAGAUGUUGAAGGGGAAGGACACCGUGGAAGUGUGAAACAGGAUUUAAAGAAAUUUUUUACUGGGGUUAGGGAAAGUUUUCUUUGCUCAGCAAAAUUUUUUAUUCUAACUAAUUACAUUUUUGCUAUUGGUGAUCGGCAUCGUGACAAUGUUAUGGUACACCCAAGUGGAGCUAUAUUUCACAUUGAUUAUGGUAUGCUACUUAACUCAAGAACGUUAGCAGAACGUGUUAUUGAAGGCUAUGUGCGUUUCGAUAAGGAUCUAGAGGAAUGUGUGUUGGAAUUCAUGCGAGAAAGAGAUUCAUUAUCACCACCAUUCUCCUCUAUGAAGACGCAACAACAACAACAGCAACAACAGUAUGAAAAUAAACGACAAGAAGAGCGGCAAUACGGUCAGCAGAUGAGCCCCGAGUCAGAGGGAAUAUCAGCACAUAAAGGAGAGCCUAGUGCACUUCUUUCAGAGUUUCUGAUGGAAACUGCAGACUGGUUUCUUGAGGUGCGUCCCUACGCGGGAAUUCUGUAUCAUCUGCUUUCCCACGUUGUACUUCGUGGAGCUUUAGAUGGUGUUUCUUCACCAGAGGCGCUUACUACCCUAAUGCAGACAAUUUUCAUGCGUGAUGCGGCAGAAGAGACAUGCAAGAAAUUAUUCUGUGAUCGUGUGAGGCGAUCGAGAGGUCAAACGUGGUUUAAAGACUUGACCCACGAUACACAGAAGCGAACGUGGAGUAUGGUCUCUAGAGGGUAUAACUGGAUGCGGGGAUUAACAGCACUUAGCCGUAUUGAUCCAACACCUGCAAGGGAAGGAGCAACCACUGCAGAGACAAACCGAGAGGACGAAUAUGAGCGACAUGAGCCUCAGGAAGAAGGAUAUCACGAUAUAUAUCCAAAUUGA